AUGUCUUUAGUCACAUCUCGUCGGUAUCAUACAUAUUGCCGUACAAAUACUAUGGCGUUAAGCAUUGAUCCAUAUAUGCACACAUUAACGCAAUUUAUUGUGCAUUUCAAUCAACAUAUGGUACAAUACUUGACAGAUUCUGUAUCCAGAUCCCUACCCAUAUACUACAUUAAAUACUAUCUAAUAUUAGGUAUAAUUGCCCAAAAUUUCCAUGCUGUACUAUUGAAUAUGGCUACAUGGCAAAAUUGGUGUACAUAUAUUUAUUAG
Babesia microti strain RI is the source of this 267-nucleotide messenger RNA. RefSeq lists its product as hypothetical. The transcript has a single exon. Lineage: Eukaryota; Apicomplexa; Aconoidasida; Piroplasmida; Babesiidae. The record is from RefSeq and is a predicted model, not a curated record. The coding region runs from base 1 to 267 and encodes 88 amino acids.